GAAAAAAAAAAAACAUAUACACGUGGCUCUACACCCAAAAAAAGAAAAAGAACUUUAUAGUAACAUCAUUACGAAUGGCACGAAUCCGUAAAUCAGAAUUUGUUUCACUACAGUACAAAAAUCCCUGUCCAUGGGAUCAGAGACUCUCUCAUCUCAUUUUUUUAAUCCAACGGUUCUCAUUCAUUCAGUACAUUACCCCUGAAACCGCCUGACGAUUGGUACCUCUCGACAAACAGUCGACAAAAACACACAUACUGUAUAUAUAUAACAGAAUCGCCUUCGUUCCUCGUGUCGCCGCCUUUUCUACUCACCCAAUCAUCAUAUGCCACGUGUAUAACCUUCUUUUGUAAUUCUCUUUUCUUUCUCACCAUCACCCAAUCAUUAUAAGCCACGUGGAUAUUUCUUUUUUAUUAAACGCUUUGUUCUCAUCUUCUCCUCCUUCAUCUCUCUCUGAUUUUGCUUUACGCCGGAGAAAGGAAAAAAAAUGGAGAUUUCAGCUUACGAGUUCGACUCGCUCACUGACUUACCACCGCUUCCACAAGAGUACAAACCAAACAUUGACUACUCCAGAAUCUCUCUCGAUUCCUUACCACCGUUUCCUCCUUCCGAUUUUGCUCCCUCCUCCGACAACCACCACCACCUCCUUGACUCCUCCUCUCUCUCUCUUUCGGACUCGCUCUUCCUCGACUCAACUCUUUCUCUCCUCAACCGUCACCACCUCGCUGAGUCAACUCGUUUGGAACAGAUCUUUUACGAGCCGACUCGUUUCGAUCAUCACCUCUUUCCUAACGACGCCGCCGCACCGUUUCUUCACUUGCCAGAUCUCAAAUCCAUCGAGCAAACAACAACCGCCGUGGAAGAACCGAAGACGAUGAAGCUCUUUCCAUCUCCUUCUCGUCCUGCUCCUCUUCCCGCCGCGAAACGUCAGAGGAAGCUUCACUCGUCUUCUUCUUCGACAACCUCCGGAUCUCCAACAGCGUCCUCAUCUCAAAACGCAAACGACGUCGUUGUCAACAGACGUACGAAGAUCUCAGACAAGAUCAGAACAUUGGAGAAACUUAUGCCAUGGGAAAGAAAAAUGAGUUUAGCGAUGAUUCUAGAAGAAGUUCACAAGUACAUCAAGUUUCUCCAAUCUCAGAUUGCUUCACUACGUUGGAUGCCUCUCGAAUCCGUCUACAACACCGCCGGAGAAGUUGGAGAACCCAAUCUGCUUAAAUCUCUGACACGUCAACAGAUUCUACAGGUUCUCGCGAAUUCCCCAGGCUCACGAAACGUGCUCUCCACUCGCCGUGUUUGUGUCUUCUCUUACGAACAGCUUCUCACGCUCAAGGCAAUGUCUAGAAACCUCUGAAACUUAAUCUCUUGUUUUUUUUCUUUCCUUUUCUUUACGUUUUCUAUCAUAGAAGCUACAUAGCGUUUUAAUGGCGGUGACAAAAAAAUCAGAGUUUUUGAUACAGAGUUCAGUAUUACGCCAUUGUUUUUGAGUUUCAA
Messenger RNA from Capsella rubella, 1491 nucleotides. Its product is annotated as transcription factor bHLH117. The transcript has a single exon. Lineage: Eukaryota; Viridiplantae; Streptophyta; Magnoliopsida; Brassicales; Brassicaceae. The record is from RefSeq and is a predicted model, not a curated record. Gene Ontology annotation, biological process: regulation of DNA-templated transcription. Gene Ontology annotation, molecular function: DNA-binding transcription factor activity; protein dimerization activity. The coding region runs from base 485 to 1351 and encodes 288 amino acids.